AUGUCAUCCAUUCCGCCCAUAACUACUCUUCGCGGCGCAUACAUUAUCCUUCGGGCGGCACGACUCGCCAUCAAUCGCACCCAGCGAACGCCCCGGCUGGCCGUGUGCAUAGCGGUCGAUGAACUGGUUUUUAUGGGCACGAAUGGAUGUGAGCCGACGAAUGAGGUACGGUUCGUGGAAGAGGAGAGGAAGGUUUUUGAGGCCCUGGUGAGAUGUGCUGGGUGGUUGGAGCCUCUCGGCAGCGGUACUCUUCAUCCUCCAACAAAACCAAGGAAUGAUUGCCAUGAACCGGCUCCUGCGACUUUUCGCCGCCACGUCUCCGCCCCAAUCACGACAACAUCUCAUUUCCACCCGUACAGUCGCACCCACAAUCCCACACUCGCUGAUUUCGAAGAAGCGCAAUCCCUUCCUCCACUGCCAGCAUCAGCGCUACCGUCAGCAGAGGAGCCGUCAGAAUCAUCACAGGAGCUGACUGUGAGCACGAGACCGGAAACAGCCGGACUGGGAACGCAGGCUGAUACCCAGGUUGACGGUCGCAUGUAUGUAGGGGAGUGGGACCUACUGUUUCUGUCGGACGAUGAGAAUGACGGGGAGGAUGGAGAAGAUGAUGGAAAGGCACGGGAUGAUGCUACGCAGAAGCGGCGAUGUGCCAAAUGCGGAUCUCGCCCACCGCAGUCCAAGGUGAAAAUCGCCGAGGUGCUCGAACCUCAAGGAACCGGCGAUACGCUGCCGGACGAGAUCGCCCGCAGGACUUCAAAACCGCGCCUGGUCGAACACGUACACGGGACGUCGCUAUCAUGGGAGCUUGGUGGAGACUGUCACCGAAGAGGCUGCACUUUCGGAUGUCGGCGCGGGGAACCUCUUACAUGCUGUAAAGUCUCCACGCUCGCUUCUCGGUCCUUGGGGCUGGUGCGGGACCACGAUGCCGCAGAAAUAUGCGGAACAGGAGAAUCCAAACGAGGCAGCAGCCAAAUGAGGGAGCGGGGGUCCGACGAAUUACAUCUCGCACGCAUAGAGGUUGUGUGGGAUGGAGAUGGGGGUCCUGCAUGGGAGGACAUCUUUUCUCCAUCGCACUGGGCAGAAAUCACAUUGCGUCAACACCACUUUCUGGCCAUCGCAAUGGGGCAAUGGGGCAUACGGCGUAAAUGGGGUUUUCGAGGUACAUGUUCGCUCAUUCACUGGGACUUCAAGGCCCAUAGCAUGUAG
Molecule: messenger RNA, 1206 nt
Organism: Fimicolochytrium jonesii
Lineage: Eukaryota; Fungi; Chytridiomycota; Chytridiomycetes; Spizellomycetales; Powellomycetaceae
Exons: 6
Coding region: 1-1206 (401 amino acids)
Source: RefSeq, a predicted model, not a curated record